Messenger RNA from Entamoeba dispar SAW760, 648 nucleotides. RefSeq lists its product as uncharacterized. The transcript has a single exon. Gene Ontology annotation, molecular function: DNA strand exchange activity; DNA binding. The record is from RefSeq and is a predicted model, not a curated record. Gene Ontology annotation, biological process: DNA recombination. Bases 1 to 648 code for a protein of 215 amino acids. NCBI's taxonomy places the organism in Eukaryota, Evosea, Mastigamoebida, Endamoebidae.
AUGGAAGAUAUCCCAGUUUCUCCAAUUCAUACAAAUGAAUCAUUUCCUAAUAAAUUACCACCAGCAAUUAGUAUUAUUUCUGCUAUUUCAGAAGAUAGAAAUGAGUCAGAAGAAAGUCAAAUUAGUAAAAAAUCAGAAAGUGAUAAUAAAAAAAUAAGACGAAAGAAUAAUGUCAAUGAAGAGACAUUAAAAAUAAUACACAACAUGUAUAUAAGAGGGUAUAAAGCAAAAGAAAUUGCUAUAAUUACAGAAUUAACAAAAAGUACAGUUUAUAAAUAUAUUGAAAGAAUGAAUGAUGAAAAUCCACAACGAGAUGAUAUGAGUAGUUUAAUUAGAAAAAGAGGAAGAAAAAAAUCAGAAAAUACUUUUUUACAAGAUAGAAUUCGUGAUUUUCUAAAUUCAAAUAAUGGAAUGACUUUAAAAUGUAUGAAAGAUAUUCUUAAAGAUGAAGGUCAUGAUAUUUCUAUUAGUUAUCUCUCUAAAAUUAUUAAAAAAAUGGGAUUAGGAAAAAGGGCUAAUCACUCAAUUACUCAAGUUAGAAGAUCUAAUGAGCCAAUUGAAUCGUUCUCAUUACAAGAUACUCUUUCUACUUUUACAUCUCAACAACAAGAUAUGUUACCCCCUCCAACAGGAAAUUUUAGUCAAUAG